Molecule: messenger RNA, 1707 nt
Organism: Dermacentor albipictus
Lineage: Eukaryota; Metazoa; Arthropoda; Arachnida; Ixodida; Ixodidae
Source: RefSeq, a predicted model, not a curated record
GCAUUCUAAUGUCAUGUACGCCGUGGAGAUAGUGGACGGCAGGUACUGCUACGUUCACAAAAACAGGCACGUGCACUCUCUGCGGUCGCUUUGCACAGAGCGCGCCUCGGCGUUGUACCGGCUUCGCUCGCCGCAUGUGAUGCGCGGGCUGUGGCGCCUGUCGGGUCUGGAGCUGCAGCAGCUGGCCGACAGCGUGGUCAGCGCGUCCCCCCUGCGACAGGUCGCCUGGUGGGACCUGGCGCCGCUGUACGUGCCCCGCAGGCUCCACGAGCUGCUUCUCGACAGGCUGCUGAUCGCGCACGGCGACUUGCGGGCUCUGCUCGGCGCCAUCGAGCCGACAGUGCUGACGAAGCUGCGCGUCACCAAGAUCCGGUGCACGUGCCAGGUGAAGAGGAACGUCAACACAUCUGGCCUCCACUUGGGCUUGGGCGAGGCGUGCGAGGCGCAGUACAGCGAGGACGUUGAACGCCUGGCGAGAUUGCUCGCCGAGGCCAAAUCCUUGCAGGAGCUGGUGACCGACCUGCCGGUCAACGUGAGGCGUCUGGUCGCGUCCGGUCCGUACGAGGCCCUGAAGCGCGUCCGCCUGGCGCGCGUGGCGUCGUCACUGGCGAAACCCGGGGGCCGCCCCACGUACGACCGGUACUUCCUGACGAGGAGGGAGCUACUGUCGCUGCUCCAGCAGAUGCCAGCACUGCGAGAGCUGCACUGCGACGCGUCGCAGGCCAUCGGCUCGCUGGAGGACGCCGAGCUGGCGCUGUUCGCGCGGCUGGAAGUGGUCCACCUGCUGCACGAAGCACCCGAGGCGCACGCCUCGAGCGAGGAGCCCUUCGCGCCCUGUGCGCAGUUCCUCGUCGCGCACUGCCCCAACGUGCGAGAGCUUGUAUUUCGUGCGGCCGGACCGCGCGACCUUCGUCCCUUGAGCGGGCUGCGGCACCUCGAACGGUUGUGCGUGUGCUACGGCGGCCGAGGUGCGCGCGCGUUUAUGGACGAGUCCCUGCUCGAUGCACUGGGCCACGCCGCGACCAACCUGCGCCACCUGGAACUGCCCACGGAGGCGCACUUACGGCCUCAAGUAGGCGCUGGCGGACGCCUGCCCCGCGCUGGAAUCGCUGGUGGCGCGGUGCUUCCUCCGGCGGAGCAACCAGCCGGUCGCCGACGGUCGCAACGUGCGCUAUCAGCCGCCUCCUCCCGCAGCGCCCGGCACCACCGCCGGGACCCUGUCCCCGCUCGCGGAUAUCGAGCUGAUCACCCUGAGGGACGCCGCGGCGCUGAUGCCGCUGUGCCCCGAGCUGCGCACCGUCACGCUCACGCUGCCCCACAUGGAUCCCGCGGACGCGCACGAGCUGGCCGACCUGUGCGAUCGCUGCCCGAAGCUCGAGCGCAUCACGCUCAACCUGAUGGGCUCGUACCCGCACCUCACGGUCGUCCACUUCUUGCAACGCGUGGCGCGGGUGCCUCAAGUGCAAGUUUUUGUCAUGAAAACACCGGACGUGUACGCCGACCUCAACAUGGCAGGUCCUGCCAACUAGGAUCCAUGAAGAUAAUGCACUGCAAUGACAGCUGAACUUUGACGGACCAUCAUAUAUCAUUAAGAAUAUUUGUAGGAGCCAUGUAUGUUAACUAUAUAAGCAAUAUAAACUCCAAAUAUGACAAAAAAUUAAACUACUGAGGGCGUGCUAUCCUGUUUUGGUUGUUGAACUGCCAAUG